Molecule: messenger RNA, 342 nt
Organism: Capsaspora owczarzaki ATCC 30864
Lineage: Eukaryota; Filasterea; Ministeriida; Capsasporidae
Exons: 4
Coding region: 1-342 (113 amino acids)
Source: RefSeq, a predicted model, not a curated record
AUGACACGCGCGUCGCCCAGCAACCCUCUCGUGCUGCCUUCUCUUCCAGCAUUUGCCAUCUCACAGGGUGAGGGCGAGCCGGUUCUGGCCGCGCUCGCGGCUGUCUUCCCUCUCAUGCCCGAGUCAGGAACGCAUCCGACUCCCGCUUAUGUGACAGGAGACAGUUCAUGCGCGCGAAGGGAGUGCUUUUGCCUGAGUCACACCAACGCUUGGCUUUCAACUCACGCCGCCGCCGCUCUCCUCCACGCGUUCGAGGGUUUGCCACGCACAGACAAGCCCUCGCCUCGCAUUAUCAAGUGCAACGCUGGACGGCUGCCUGGCCAACGCACCCUGUGCUCCUAG